Desarmillaria tabescens is the source of this 1611-nucleotide messenger RNA. RefSeq lists its product as uncharacterized. NCBI's taxonomy places the organism in Eukaryota, Fungi, Basidiomycota, Agaricomycetes, Agaricales, Physalacriaceae. Gene Ontology annotation, molecular function: N,N-dimethylaniline monooxygenase activity; NADP binding; flavin adenine dinucleotide binding. The record is from RefSeq and is a predicted model, not a curated record. The transcript is spliced from 9 exons. Bases 1 to 1611 code for a protein of 536 amino acids.
AUGUCUACGUUACAUGCUGCCUGUCAAAAUGACUCACUAAACAACAGUAUCGCUGGAAUUUCAGCGGCAGUUGCGCUAAAGGAGCAACUCGGCUUUACCAACUUUACUAUUUAUGAACAAGCUGGGGACGUAGGGGGAACCUGGAGAGACAACACCUACCCCGGUUGUUCAUGCGAUGUAGCCGCCCACUGGUACAGCCUCUCAACGGAACUAAACCCAAACUGGCCCACCUACUACGUCUCCCAAACCGAAAUCUAUUUGUAUUGGAAACGCGUCUUUGCCAAGCACAACCUCUGCGCCAACACCAAGUUCCGUACCCAAGUCCAUUCCGCGGCAUGGAGCGAGGAACGCCAGCAGUACGACAUCACUCUCAAAGACAUGCUCACAGGCGAAGAGAGCCAUACCACCGCCGAGGUCCUGUUCUGCGCCAUGGGCGGAUUCUUCACGCCUCUGUACCCCAAGGAUAUCCCUGGCAGGGACACCUUCAAAGGCGACCUCUGGCAUUCUGCGGAAUGGAGGCACGACGUCGAAUUGCGGGGUAAACGAGUCGGUGUUAUCGGGAAUGGUGCUUCCGCUGUUCAGUUUAUCCCCGAAAUUUCUAGGGACCCCUCUGUGCAGGUUGUGAAUUUUUGCAGGACACCGAAUUGGUUUGUUCCUAGGGUACCCUUGCAAUAUCCCGAGUGGGUGAAAUGGACAUUUGCAAACAUACCUUUUGUCAUGAGAUGGUACAGAAAUAUUAUCAUGGCUAGAGCCGAUAUCAGUUUCCUCAUCUUCAACAAACAGAACGCCUGGGUCAUCAGCUUCGUGCGAAAGCAAAUGGAAAAAUACUUAGCCCACAAAGCCCCGAAAGACGAACUCGAGAAGCUCACACCAAAGUACUCACCCGGGUGCAAGAGAAUCAUCGUCGAUUCCCACUACCUUACGUGCCUCAAGCAACCCAACGUGUCACUCAACUGGAACACCAUCGAAUCCGUCGUCGAGGAAGGCGUCAAGCUGAAGAACGGAGAAGUGAUUCCAUUGGACGUCCUGAUUUUCGGGACGGGGUACUCUCUGGAGCCAGCCGAUCUGCGGGUCAAAGGUCGAUCGACAACGAUACAUCAAUACUUCAAAACGCAAGGCGGUCCUACGGCUAUGUACGGCAUGUCUAUUCCUGGAUUUCCCAAUGCCUUUGUCCUACUGGGCCCCAACGUUGCUGUGGGCCACGCGUCAGUUCUGUUCUCCGAAGAGGCGCAGGUGCAGUACACUUUACAGAUGAUCAAACCCAUCAUCGACGGCCGAGUGAAGUCCUUCGAUAUCAAAGAGGACGUCUGCAACGCGUACAACGCGUGGCUCCAGCUUCGUCUUGCGUCCUCCGUCUGGACGGACUGUCGUUCGUAUUACCACGUUGACAGAGACGACCACUCCAAGAUCUCUGCUGUCUUCCCCGGUCCGGUGUCGCUCUUUUGGUGGAUGACACGCAGACCCCGAUGGGAUCAUUGGAACGUGGUGGGCACCAAGACGGAAGAUCUUCAUCGGUACUAUGGCCAGAGUGUGAUUAUGGGGCUCCUCUCGAUGAUGGUGAGCCUCGGAGUAGCAUUUGCGUUCUCAAUACCUCGGGGCCUCGUGUCAUAA